AUGGAGUCUGUGUGGUGCGGUUGUGGUGUCAUAAUAGUGGUAGUGAAGCCAUGCAGGACUGAAGGGUGGGACGGCGGAUUUGUGAUUCACCAGCAGGCCUCAGGUCCCGGCGUGAGCGGAGAACGCGGGCGGCCCCGGAUGCCGCGCCUCGCGGGGUCCUUCGGGGGGUUUUCCCGACCUCAGUGGUAUCUCCCCCCACCACAGAGGCAUUCCGGAGGGGAAGCGUCGCGAGGGGUUGGCACCGUCGUCUUGUUGCCGCCCGUCACUUCCCGGUUUGACUCUUUCCGAGGUGCUGAACUGCUGUCGUCGUGGGAGUCCUCGCUGACCUACAGGUGUAGACAACGGGGUGGAGCGUGUGCCGUACGCGUGCAGUACGUCUGGCUUAGUAAGGUGCGAAGUGGGGGGGGGGACCGCUGGUGGAGGGGAGCCGGGGGGCGGCGUCCUAGGGACGGGCGGCAAGGUGCGAAAUGA
Knipowitschia caucasica is the source of this 471-nucleotide messenger RNA. NCBI's taxonomy places the organism in Eukaryota, Metazoa, Chordata, Actinopteri, Gobiiformes, Gobiidae. The record is from the annotation of a GenBank genome assembly.